Molecule: messenger RNA, 431 nt
Organism: Prorocentrum cordatum
Lineage: Eukaryota; Dinophyceae; Prorocentrales; Prorocentraceae
Source: the annotation of a GenBank genome assembly
UGGCUCAAGCACUUCGCCUCAAGCUUUCCUUCUCUUUUCUCACUCUGACGCUACCGCGGUCGCCGCACGAGCCACACGAGCCCGUGGCACCAUGGCCAGCGAGCGCCAGGAGGCAGAGACCACCCGGAGGCCAGACGCUGACGACGAGCUGGCGAGGCAGCUGGUGGCCCAGCAGGAGCAGAUCAGGGGUCUGGAGCUCCAGGUGGUGGACGCCCUGGCGAAGGUGGACGCCCUGAGCAGGGAGCGGUGCCACACCAGCAGCACGGUGCCGCCGAGCGAGGUCGACAGCAGCCUCGUGGACAACGCGCUCGAGCAGCUGGAGGAGGGCACGGGCGCUGGCGGGUCGGGGUGCUCGGGUUGACCCAAGAGAAAGAGAGGUCCAGCGACAAGGGGGUGGUGCAAUAGAUGUGUGGGGUUGCAAUACAUCUGGG